UUUGACAACUGCAAUAAAAAAAAUAGAGUUUGACAACUAAACAAUUUUGUGAUUACGAGUGAAGACUUGAUUUUAUUCCAAUUUAUAAAUAAAAGGCGCAGAAACCAACUAUGACUAUUUAUAAUUUAUAUAUAUUCGAUCGAUAUGGCACACUACUUUACUAUGGAGAAUGGAAUAGAUCUAAACAAUCAGGAAUGUCGCGAGAGGAGGAGGGAAAAUUAAUGUAUGGUAUGCUGUUCUCAAUCAAAUCGUUUGUUGCCAAGAUAUCUCCACUGGACCCGAAAGAAGGUUUUAUGCAUUACAAAACUUCCAAGUACACUUUACACUGUCUUGAAACCCCCUCUGGAUUAAAGUUUGUCAUGAAUACUGAUAAUCAAGCUCAAGGUGUCAGAGACUUAUUAAAAAAGAUCUAUGGAGAAAUAUAUGUUAAGUAUGCUAUAAGGAAUCCCAUGUGUGGCAUCGGUGAACCUAUUACUAGUGAAUUAUUUAAGAAUAAAUUAGAUGCUUUUAUCAAACAAUCACCUAUACAAUACGCCAGAGCUUCCUGAUAAUUUAUUUAUAAUUUUGUGGAUUGAAUGAAAUCUCCAGAGAUUAUCAGAGUGUAAUAAUAUUAUGGUAACUUAUGUUUAUGAAGCAUGCUAAGUAAUUAAUUUGUAUUUAUAUUUUUAGUAUGAGAUGAGAUAAGAAAUAAAUGUAUAUUAUGGCUUA
Messenger RNA from Spodoptera frugiperda (fall armyworm), 708 nucleotides. It is a transcript of the gene Bet5, whose product is annotated as trafficking protein particle complex subunit 1. Gene Ontology annotation, biological process: endoplasmic reticulum to Golgi vesicle-mediated transport. The record is from RefSeq and is a predicted model, not a curated record. Bases 111 to 548 code for a protein of 145 amino acids. Gene Ontology annotation, cellular component: TRAPP complex. NCBI's taxonomy places the organism in Eukaryota, Metazoa, Arthropoda, Insecta, Lepidoptera, Noctuidae. The transcript has 2 exons.